Nothobranchius furzeri (turquoise killifish) is the source of this 3388-nucleotide messenger RNA. RefSeq names its product ectodermal-neural cortex 3 (gene enc3). The record is from RefSeq and is a predicted model, not a curated record. Gene Ontology annotation, molecular function: protein binding. Lineage: Eukaryota; Metazoa; Chordata; Actinopteri; Cyprinodontiformes; Nothobranchiidae.
CAACACAACGGCUGCCUUGGCUCUUUUCUCUCCGCUCUCUUCGUAGGCUUGUGGCUUUAGACCGUAAAACACACGGCUACUAACUUUUCUCAUUGUUCGUCCGCGGACACGCUCAGAGCUCGAGGAUAGACCAAUGGCCCACAUGUUUUUUAGCUGUUUAGUUCGGAGCUUCGCUUUAAACUCGGAAGGCAGAUUUGUCUAAACUGCGGCGCAACUUCAAACAGAAUCGACGACGAAGUUGUAGCCGAGAUAAAGGAAUCCGGUUCGGCCCUGCUGUCCCUUUCAAGGUCGAAGUCAAGAUGUCCGUCACCAGCCACGAAAACAGAAAGUCUCGCUCCAGCUCUGGCUCCAUGAACAUCCAACUGUUCCACAAAACUUCCCAUGCUGACAGCUUGUUGACUCAACUCAACCUGCUGCGCAAGCGAAGAGUCUUCACAGAUGUUGUGCUGAAAGCUGGAAACCGCUCCUUCCACUGUCACCGGGCUGUCCUUGCCUCCUGCAGCCGGUACUUCGAGGCCAUGUUUAGUGGUGGACUCCGGGAGAGCCGCGAUGCCGAUGUCAACUUCCACGACUCCCUCCACCCUGAGGUGCUGGAGCUCCUACUCGACUACACAUACUCAGCCAGAGUUAUCAUCAAUGAGGAGAAUGCAGAGUCACUUCUGGAAGCUGGGGACAUGCUUCAGUUCCACGACAUCAGGGAUGCAGCGGCAGAGUUCCUUGAAAAGAACCUCCAUCCAUCCAACUGCCUUGGGAUGAUGCUGCUAUCAGAUGCCCACCAGUGCCAGAGACUGUAUGAGCUGUCCUGGAGGAUGUGCCUUGGAAACUUUUCUACUCUCUUCAGAACAGAAGAUUUCCUCAGCCUGCCCAAAGACAAAGUCCAGGAGCUGAUCCUCAGUGAGGAACUGGAGGUGGAGGACGAGAGCCUGGUGUAUGAGGCCGUUAUCGACUGGGUGAAGGCGGACAUGGAGCGAAGACACAAUGAGCUACCUGAGCUGCUACGUUGUGUCCGCCUGGCACUGCUGCCAGAGUCCUACCUACUGAACAAUGUUGCUUCAGAGGAGCUGGUGAUUUGCCACAAGGUGGGUCGAGAGAUUGUUGAAGACGCUGUUCGGUGUAAAAUGAAGAUCCUUCAGAAUGACGGGAUUGUAACGGGGUUCUGUGCUCGGCCAAGAAAAGUCAGUCAGGCUCUGCUUCUGCUGGGUGGACAGACUUUCAUGUGUGAUAAAGUCUACAUGAUUGAUAACAAGACCAAGGAAAUCACCCCCAAAACGGACAUCCCUAGCCCAAGGAAAGAGUGCAGUGCUUGCGCUAUUGGUUGCAAGGUUUAUGUUACUGGAGGCCGUGGUUCUGAGAAUGGAGCCUCCAAGGAUGUCUGGGUCUACGACACGUUACAUGACGAGUGGUCAAAAGCAGCUCAGAUGUUGGUUGCCAGAUUUGGACACGGUUCUGCAGAACUCGACCAUAUGCUUUAUGUGGUGGGAGGACACACUUCUCUGGCGGGGUCCUUCCCCGCCUCUCCAUCUGUGUCUCUAAAGCAGGUAGAACAGUAUGACCCUCAGACCAAUAAGUGGACUCUUGUUGCCCCGCUUCGAGAAGGGGUGAGUAAUGCUGCCGUUGUCGGUGCCAAAAACAAACUCUUCGCCUUUGGCGGCACCAGUGUCAACAGAGACAAAUAUCCCAAGGUGCAGUGCUUUGACCCCUGUCAGAAUCGGUGGUCCGUCCCAGCUGCUUGUCCGCAGCUAUGGCGGUACACGGCGGCAGCUGUAGUCGGUAACCAUGUUGUUGUAAUCGGAGGCGACACUGAAUUCUCGGCCAGCUCUGCAUACCGGUUCAACAGUGAAACGUAUCAGUGGUCAAAGUUUGGUGAUGUAACAGCCAAGCGGAUCAGCUGUCAUGCUGUGGCAUCAGGAAACAGACUGUAUGUGGUUGGAGGCUACUUUGGGGCUCAGAGGUGCAAGACACUAGACUGUUACGAUCCAUCAUCAGACUCCUGGGACAGUGUGACCAGCGUGCCCUACUCACUCAUUCCUACUGCCUUUGUCAGCACAUGGAAGUACCUCCUGUCAUAGACACACAUGGACACUUGUGUUUCUAGAUGAGCCACCCUGUCUGGAAUGUGGGCACGUGUCUCUCCUCACUGGCUCCAGGGAGGAGGAGGAUGAUGGCAGAAGAAGGAGUUUGUGUGUUCUCGCCGUGGCUCCAUCCAGCCUUACGGAUUUUCAGCUGCAGAUGAGCAAAGGCCUGAAAAACAGCCAAGAGACUGAAAGUCUGCAGCCUUUUCCCACCUGAUCUGUUUACUCGAACGUCUUGUGUAACUUUCCCAUGAAGCCCGCAGGCUGAGAAGGACUGGUUGCCAUGUCAACAGCAGAGAUCUCACAGCCAUCUCAGCUCCAAACCUGCAAACUUCUUCUUUUUGCCCCCUCUUUCCUGCUGGGACAAAUAAGCUACUGUAUCAGCCUUGCACUGGUGCCUUUCCAGUUUUACUGACUGUUGUACAGACGUUGUUUUAUUGGUUUUCCUCUCCCCUCCUCACACGUUUACUCAGGUGGACCUUUGCUAAGCCAGGCAUUUGGAGAAGGAGAGAAGGCGUUUUGUGGAAGUGUAUGAUUUUGUGCACAGAAAUAUUCUUCCUGUCUGUAUUUUAAGCGUUUGGACUUGGGCUUCCCUCAAUUUUGGUGAGCUAAAUUUGUACUUUCCCCCACAACUUAAAGGAAAAAAAAAACAAACAAGCUCAUGGGAGAGAAUGUUGCCCAUCAGGGCUGAAGGAGAUACUUAUCCGUUUUAAAAUAUUUUUUCAGACUAUGACUUUUUCAGUUUGGUGUCUCAGGGUUUUCUUUGUUUGCCUGUUUUUUCAAAGAAGGGUUACAUCUUUAUCUUUCUGUCCUAGUUUUUGUGAACGUGCUAUUUUUCUGUUUUACUGAAGUCUUUUGUAAAAAUAAAACCUUGUAUUGUGAAAAUGUUUGAUCAUGCUUAAUGAAAGUGAUCCUAAAAUAAAUGCAAACAAAACUCACUUUUGGGUCAUUUUGAAUUUAAAUAAAAGCUAAAAGUUGUGUAACAUUUUAUUUCUUUCACCCUUUGAAAUCUCGAAGUCUUUGUGUAGAGUUUGUACAUUUGAGUAGUAAUUAUUUUCUAGAAGCCACUGAUUUGCACAAAGUUGUUCAGAGAAGUUUUUGUCUUAAUUUUUUCCAUAUUUAGUUUUAACCCAGUUUGGGCUUUGUGAAUAAACUGUUUUUGUAGCAUCGUAUCUCUAUCAUGUUCUACAUUUGCAAAUUGUGCAAGUCAGCAAUAUAUCAAAGUAUAACAUGACUUACUGAUAUGUUAAGAUUUUACUGAUACAACCUGUUACUCAGAAGUUGCCAAUAAACUGAACUUUAGUAAAACAAAACAA